This is a messenger RNA of Hydra vulgaris (swiftwater hydra), 2215 nucleotides long. Its product is annotated as cysteine-rich protein 2-binding protein. Gene Ontology annotation, molecular function: histone acetyltransferase activity. The record is from RefSeq and is a predicted model, not a curated record. NCBI's taxonomy places the organism in Eukaryota, Metazoa, Cnidaria, Hydrozoa, Anthoathecata, Hydridae.
CUUGCGUAAAUUUUAAUUUAUAGUUUCAGACCGUUCUAAUAAGAAUGUUUAAUUGCAAGUACUGUUCUCAAGUGAUUGCAAACAUCGAGCUUGACAAUUACAAAUGCCAUCGUUGUUCUGCUGUUGCACAUCUUGCAUGCAUGAAUUGCAAGAAGCCUUCUCAACUGAAAGGUGAUUAUUUAUUUUCUUAUGAAUGCAAGGCUUGUAGCUAUGAAGGUUGUGAUUCUUUAAUACGAUUAAGACUUAGCUGGGUACAAGUUAUUCAUUUAGUUCUUUACAAUCUUACUGUGAGCGAAAGCGGAAGACAAGGAUAUUUUCGAUGGAAGGAGGAAAUUUGCCUAUUCAUCGAUCGUCAUUGGAAUUGCUUAAUGCACGAUCGUGCUAAAAGUAGUACUUGGGUUAAUACUGUUGCUGGUACACUAUCUGUGCAUAGUCAAAGGUUGUUCAAAUCUGGAUUGACAUUAUUUCGAGAAACUGGCUGGUGGGCUCUUCAAGAAAUAACACCAGCGUAUGCAAAUAUCGAGAAAUACUCACGUAUGCCAACUUCGCAGAAGCAGCAACCAAUUUCUUUCUCUGAGUUAGUUCACGAUUAUGGUCGUGGGAAACGCCAACGUAAAGCUGUUUUAGACGAAGUAAGCAAGAAAAACUCAAAAGAAGGAUUAAAGAACGUUAUAUUCAGUGAAAGAACUGAUUCAUCGUCGUUGUUAAAAUCAGAUUGGAAAAUUCCUAAGCUAAAAAUUAAAACAGAUAUGUUAUCUUCUUAUCCUUCUUCAUAUUUAAAAGAUGAGUUUUUGAAAUCAAAAGAUCAAACUCAAGUAUUGAUAAAGCAAGAGCCAAUAGAUCUUGAUGAGCAACUUUUGCCAAGUAUAAGUGAACCAUCGUCAGAAAUAUUUUCAGAACUAAAUGACUUUGUAAAUACUGAGGGAGACUUUGACUCAAAUUCUAAUAAUCUGUCAUCUGAUCAAUACAACCCGAUUUCGAAAUCAGUACAACAUUUGGUAAAGUGCGAAGAAGUUAAAUCAUCUGAAUCAGAAAUAAAAAACGAGCUAUUAAAAUCGGAAAAAGAUCUUCAAGCUCCUGUUUUCGAUAAACCUAUUUUGAUUGCAAAAGAAAGUCUAAAUCGUUCCAAGAAAACUAAGCCAAAGAAACUAAUUCCAUUAAGUUCAAAAGAAGAAAUUGAAUUUUUAAGUAGACUUAAUUCUUGUCAAUUAGUUUUGAAAUCCGAUGCAUCUGCUCGCAGAUUAAGGCGAAAAUUACUGCUAAGGAAACAAAAACGUGAAAUGGGUUUGGUGCUUUUUGAUUUAGACAAUUUGUUAAAAGAAAAUCUUUCCAAACUUGAUGUUCUGACACCUGCUUUAGAUGAAAGCUAUCAGGUUGAUCAGAAAUUUAAAACUAGCAAUAAUCAUAAAGAUGAAUUCUCAUACCAUCACCCUGCAUUAAAAGGGGUUAAUGUUUUAGAUAGAUACAUUAAACAUCGUUGCAUGAUCAAUCAUACCUCUACAUUUAAAAAUGUUUUUUCUCGUUUAAUUGGUAAUCCAGAUGAUAUUAGUGAUACUCAUUCAAUAACUAGUCCUUAUACGUCUCGUGUAUUAAAACCCUACAUCAGAAGGGAUUUCAAUGUAAUACCACCUAAACUCAAACUUCAUAAAGAAUUAUUUGAAAAAUGUGGCACAAAAUCGUUAUAUAAAAGUUAUCCAGUGGACUAUUGCUAUGUGCAGCCAAAACAUAUACCGGCUGUUAACGCUUUGUGCAGUGAUUUUUUUUGGCCUGGUAUAGAAUUAACGGAAUGCUUGCAAUAUCCAGAAUUCAGCUGCGUUGUUCAGUAUCGAAAACUUUUGAUUGGCUUUGCUUUCAUGGUACCCGAUGUAAAGUUAAAUGAAGCAUACAUCUCCUUUAUUUUUGUGCAUCCUGACUGGCAACGGGCCGGAAUAGCAACACAAAUGAUAUACCAUUUAAUACAAACAUGUAUGGGAAAAGACAUAACUCUCCAUGUUUCUCCAUCCAAUCCAUCGAUGGUCCUUUAUCAAAAGUUUGGCUUUAAGAUACAGGAGCUUGUUUUAGACUUUUACGAAAAAUAUCUUCCCGAAGAAACUCCAGGAAGCAAGCAUGCUUUUUUGAUGCGUUUGCAAAGGUGAUUUUUACGUUUACAUAUUAAAAAUAUGAGUUUUAUUUCAGCUUGUAUUAGUUUUUUAAUAGAGUUCUAGAAAUAACAGAA